CUCUCUCUCUCUCUCUCUUUCUCGUUUUUACUUGUAUCCCUUCCUCUCUCUGUCGCUUUAUCGCCGAUCGCAGCGGAAUGGAUACCGGCUACCUUCUCAGCGUCGAGCCUCAGGAGCUUCAAUUUCCAUUUGAAUUGAGGAAGCAGAUCUCUUGUUCCCUACUGCUGUUAAAUAAGAGCGACAAUUAUGUGGCUUUCAAGGUUAAGACGACGAAUCCAAAAAAUUACUGUGUUAGGCCUAAUGCUGCGGUUGUCUCGCCAAGGUCCACUUGUGAUAUUAUAGGUCUUUUCUCUCCGCCUUUUUCCAAUUAUCCCGUUGUGUUUAGAUGACAUUUCUCUUUCAUU
Hevea brasiliensis (rubber tree) is the source of this 344-nucleotide messenger RNA. Its product is annotated as vesicle-associated protein 1-1-like. The transcript is spliced from 3 exons. Gene Ontology annotation, biological process: endoplasmic reticulum membrane organization. Lineage: Eukaryota; Viridiplantae; Streptophyta; Magnoliopsida; Malpighiales; Euphorbiaceae. The record is from RefSeq and is a predicted model, not a curated record. The coding region runs from base 78 to 329 and encodes 83 amino acids. Gene Ontology annotation, cellular component: endoplasmic reticulum membrane; plasma membrane.